Messenger RNA from Vicia villosa (hairy vetch), 2417 nucleotides. Its product is annotated as F-box protein AFR-like. NCBI's taxonomy places the organism in Eukaryota, Viridiplantae, Streptophyta, Magnoliopsida, Fabales, Fabaceae. Bases 921 to 1955 code for a protein of 344 amino acids. The transcript has a single exon. The record is from RefSeq and is a predicted model, not a curated record. Gene Ontology annotation, molecular function: protein binding.
CUCUCCUUAGUUAGGGCGUUCCCAUCAGUCGGUGUCACAACGCAAACAAGCCACGGCUCUUUCCUUACGCCACAUUAAAUUCAGCUAACACUCAUCCAAGUAAAGUAACCCAUCAAUUCAAAAUGUCACUAGUAUGAACGAACCAUAUAAUCUUCCAUUCAAAACUACCCCACAAUCCACAUAUCCAUAUUCUGAUAUUCACACCCAUACAUACACACAUGCGGCCACAAUACAAUCACACUACCAAAAGCAGACCCCUCUCCCAUCCCUCAUGAUCCCUUCCUUCACACCCACACAUAACCAAAACACACCCUUUAUUUACCAUAAAAAGAAUCAAUCAAAAACAUAGAUUCCAAAAUAAGUCCAUCUGGAUGGUUCAUAUGAUUAACACUUUUUGUGUUACUUUUGUGCUGGCUAUGCCAUCAACAGCGCCCACUCUGUUAUUCUAUGUACACGCAUGCUUUCUCAUUACUACUACUUUCAUUAUUUAAAUCCUAUUCGUUCAUCUACUCCAAAAAAGUAAUCAAAUCAUUGAAUAUUUGAACUUUCCUCUUCUUUGUAUUUCCUUAUUCAUUAGCCGGAAAUUAAGACGAAACAACCAAACAACCUUAACAUCUCUUUGUCUAGCCGCUACAUCUUCUGUCUCUUUGUUCAAUUGAACGUCACUGUAACUCUUCUCUUUCCGUUUUUUUAUAUUUUUAUUCAAACUGUCUUUGUUCAUACUGUUUUACCGCAAAUAUUUAUACUCUCUUCUGUCCCUCUAAACUUGACUAAAAUCCAACCACCACUUCAACUUUUUGCAACUUUCACUUUUCCCCCCAUAAAUUCCGUGUCGUUUCAUACAAACGUCACUUUCUUCUCUUCCCUUCACAUAUAUACAUACACAACCAUUCACUUCAGUUGUGAAAAAUAUUAAGAAAAUGGUGAUUGUGGAAGGUGAAGAGGAACAUGAAGAAUUGAUUCCAGGUUUACCUGAUGAAAUAGCAGAGAUUUGUCUUCUUCGUGUUCCUUACCCGUAUCAGCCUCUAGUACGCUCGGUUUCAUCAUCGUGGAACCGAGCAAUAUCGAAUCCAUCUUUUCUACUCUCCAAGAAAAACUUCUCGAGAAAACUUUCGAAUCCGCAACUCUUUGUGUUAGGUUUUCAUACAGUAACCUCAAAACUCCAAUGGCAAUCGCUCGAUCCUUCUUCUAACCGUUGGUUUAUACUUCCUCAGAUGCCUCUCCCGAACGACACCGUUUGCUCAACCUCAUUUGCUUCCGCUUCGUUGCAGACUCAGGGAAAGAUAUUCUUCAUGAGAGGAACUUCGACGAUUGUUUACCGUACAGUCGUUAACAAAUGGUCGACGGCGUCGGGGAUGAUAUCUGAGAAAUCUUACUUCGCGGCGGAGGAAGUGAACGGAAGAAUCGUAACCGUUGGUAAGAGCGGUACAGAAAUCUACGAUCCGGAAGAUGACACGUGGAGGAGAGGCGCGAAGUUUCCGGGGGAAUUGGAGAGGUAUGAAACGGUGGUUAACGGAGGGAAGAUUUACGUAACGGAAGGUUGGUGGUGGCCGUUUGCGGUUAGGCCGAGAGGUUGGGUUUAUGAAAUAUCGAGUGACACGUGGCGUGAGAUGAGUGAGGGGAUGAAAGACGGUUGGGCGGGAGAGAGUGUUUCGGUGUGUGGUAAGGUGUUUAUGAUACCUGACGUUGAUUUACCGAUGAAGGUUUACGAUGAAAAUACUGACACGUGGCGGUGUGUGAAUGGUGAGAGGUUGCCAAGAGAUAAAGUUAAGAAACCGUUUGUUGCGAGAGGAUUAGAUGAUAGAAUCUACGUGGCGUCACUUGGUUUGAAAGUGGUGGUUGGUACGGUUGUUGAUGAUGACGUGUGUGGCUUGAUGGUGACGUGGCAGGUUUUGGAUGCACCGGAAGGUUUUGGAGAAUUCUCACCUUGUAGUUGCCAGGUAGUGUAUGCAUGAUUGAAAAACUACAAAAGUAGUAGUAACUGUUUUGCAAUGGUGGCCAGGGUGGACAUGUUUUUUUGAGGGUUUUAAUAUUAUACACUCUUUUAGUACUACCAACAUGUCUUGCUAAUAGUUCUGUUUGGUUUUAGAUUGGGGUGCUUUUUUUAAUUUUUGUGUUGGUUUUGUUAAGGAUGAACUGAAUUGGGACUUGUUAGUUGGAACUUGAAUCUGAUUUGUGGGUUGGCCUUGUCUGAUAGUACAAUGCAAGUGGUACAAUUGAGGGGUGCAGCAGGAUAGAGACAUAUGAGUAUACGAUGGAUCUAUGUUUAGGUGAAUGAUCUAUCUAAACAUGAAUUGAUCUGUUGUGUUUUUUUUACAAUGAUAUCUACUAAGUUUUUGUGCAUGUAAAUUAUAAUAAUACAGAAGACAUUCAUGUGCCAGCAAUUGUAGUGUUAAUUUUCGAGAAGUUUUCUUUUA